AUGCGCUUCUAUCAAGUCCAAGCUUUCAUCAUUGCUGCCUUGGCCGCUUCGGCCCACGGAUUAGUGAUUCCUGAUAAGACUCCCAUUGAAGGAUAUGGGGUUUUCAUCCCACAGUGGGAGUUCGAUACCGGCCUCGGGGCUGAGAAGGUGGCCGUGAAUGGUACGGUCGAGGAUCUCUUGGAAGGGCUCCGCCCCUAUGAAUCUCUGGACGCGCAGGUUUUGGGCCCAGAUAUGGCUUCGGGUACCUCUUCUCCUGUCUUACAGAAGCGGGACGACUUCGGCGAUGGUCGUGUCCUCUGCUACAACUUCCCAAAAGGCUUGAACGCCGCUGCAAGAGACGGUAUCAACCUCCUAAAGCAGAUCCGACACAGAAGACCUACAAACCAAGCCGGCCCGGGAGAAUGCGGUCGUAUGAGUUGCUCCGAGAAUACGGCAAUCUGGUGGUGCAAUGAGCUGAGUGACCUCUUUGUAGGACGACAAGCCAAAGACUCCGGAAUCCUUUAG
Messenger RNA from Colletotrichum phormii, 504 nucleotides. RefSeq lists its product as uncharacterized. The record is from RefSeq and is a predicted model, not a curated record. The coding region runs from base 1 to 504 and encodes 167 amino acids. NCBI's taxonomy places the organism in Eukaryota, Fungi, Ascomycota, Sordariomycetes, Glomerellales, Glomerellaceae. The transcript is spliced from 3 exons.